Phanerochaete carnosa HHB-10118-sp is the source of this 1980-nucleotide messenger RNA. RefSeq lists its product as uncharacterized. Lineage: Eukaryota; Fungi; Basidiomycota; Agaricomycetes; Polyporales; Phanerochaetaceae. The record is from RefSeq and is a predicted model, not a curated record. The coding region runs from base 12 to 1835 and encodes 607 amino acids. Gene Ontology annotation, biological process: translational initiation. Gene Ontology annotation, molecular function: translation initiation factor activity. Gene Ontology annotation, cellular component: eukaryotic translation initiation factor 3 complex; cytoplasm. The transcript is spliced from 9 exons.
GUACAUUCACCAUGGCUCAGCAACGUACGGCCCUCUGGGAGGCUGAUCUCGACGAGGAUUUUCACGAUGUUGACCUCAAUCUUGCUAUCGGAAGCUAUGGUCAAAACGGGCUCUACGACGACGCCCAACCCCGGAUAGACGAGACUACUCUGCUUGUUGUUCAACAGCAAGUUGCUCAGCAGGCAGCUCUAGCACAGGUCCCCGAUGCUGUCAAACGCUUCAUCCUACAUUUCCACCAAGCGGUCCUCGAAAAUAACCUUGCAGAGAUUACCGUGGCAUAUGAGAGCGGAUGGAACAGAUUGACGGAGAAGCACUACGCAAAGAAUGAAUGGCCGGAAGCGGAGGUCAUUGCGCCAUUGGUCAACGAUGAUCAAAUUUUUCUGAUUCUUUACCGUGAGCUUUACUACCGCCACGUCUAUUCGCGCCUCCAGCCGGACAUCGACGAUCGCUUUCACUCAUAUGAGAACAGCUGUGAGCUGUUCAACUACCUACUUAACUCCGACGGCCCUGUCCCUUUAGAGCUGCCCGAACAGUGGCUAUGGGACAUCAUCGACGAAUUUAUCUACCAGUUCCAGUCCUUCUGCGUAUGGCGGCUGAAGGUCAAGUCGAAGAGUGACGACGAGCUCAUACUAUUGGCAGAUGCCAGCCAGGUUUGGAGUUCGUACAGUGUCCUCAACGUCCUCUACUCGCUCAUCCAGAAGUCAAAAAUUAACGAGCACAUUGUGGCUCUUCAGGAAGGAAAGAGCCAAGAGGAGAUUACCAAGAUUGUUGGCGAGUUCGGCGUCCGCCCUCUUUACCGCAUGCUCGGAUACUUCAGUAUCAUCGGCCUGCUCCGCGUCCACAGUCUCCUCGGAGACUUCACGUUGGCACUCAAAGUCAUGGAGAAUGUCGAGCUCAACCAGAAGUCGCCGUUCACCCGUGUCACUGCUUGUCAUGUUACCACCUACUACUACGUUGGCUUCUGCUAUAUCAUGCUUCGCAGAUAUCCCGAUGCCAUUCGAACCUUCGUCUCCAUCCUCAACUUCAUCCUCCGGAUGAGACAAUACCACACCCGCAGCUAUCAGUACGACCAGAUCAACAAGACUGCCGACCGUAUGUACGCCCUAUUCGCGAUCUGCACUGCGCUAUCGCCAACACGGGUGGACGACAACAUCUCCAACAUCGUCAAGGAGCGCUAUGGCGAGCAGUUUGCCAAAAUGUCUCGCGGUGACGAGGGUAUUCCGGCCUUCGAGGAGCUCUUCCUCUAUUCCUGUCCAAAAUUCAUCUCCGCGAACCCGCCGCCCUACGAGGAUCCUGAGCUCUUUCAGGGCUACAUCGAGGACCCACCGGUCGAACCUGCCCAACGGCACCUCUCACUCUUCCUGUCGGAUGUCCGUGCUCAGGCGCCCGCCCCGACGCUGCGUAGCUUCUUGAAACUGUACACCUCGCUCAACGCGACGAAGCUCGCAAACUUCCUCGACGCCGACGAAGAGGAGAUGGUGCAGCAGCUGAUGGUUAUGAAGCAGGCGAGUCGCAGCGUCAGCCGUGUCGAGAGCCAGAAGGGCCUCCUCGGCGGCGAGAUGAUCUCGACCAGCGACCUGGACUUCGUUAUUAACGAGAACAUGGUUCACAUCGCUGAGUCCACUGUCGGCCGUCGGUACGCCGGCUGGUUCAUCAGAAAUAACGAGCACGCGCAGCGCGUUCUCGACACCCUCAAGAACAGUCCGCUCCCUGUGCCUCCUAGACCCACUCAGCCGGCACAGCCUGCCAAGGUCGACGGCGUGUCUGCGCCUGCGAAUGGUGCGCCCAAGCCUUCAGGCCAGAGGGUUGCUUGGGGUGGUGUCAAGGCCGCAUAAAAUGUAGCACUGUGGACUUGUAUUUUUGUCGACGCUCUUCUUAUUCUCAAAGCGGGUGAUUUGUUCGCAGCGCAACGGGUUAGUCGUGUAUAACUGGUAAUCAACGGCUAUAACUUCCGUGUAAACUUUGUGAAUUGAUGAUGUG